AUGAGAAAUGGAAGAAGAGGUCCAAAUUUAAAUAUUGUUUUAACGUGUCCCGAAUGUAAAGUUUACCCACCUAAGAUUGUGGAAAGAUUCAGUGAAGGUGAUGUGGUCUGUGCGUUGUGUGGUCUGGUAUUGUCUGAUAAAUUAGUCGAUACAAGAUCUGAGUGGCGUACAUUCUCUAAUGAUGAUCAAAAUGGUGAUGAUCCUUCUCGUGUUGGUGAAGCAUCAAACCCUCUAUUAGAUGGUAAUAACUUAUCUACUAGAAUAGGACAAGGUGAAAAUACAGAUAUGAGAUUUACCAAAGAAUUAAAUAGGGCUCAAGGUAAAAAUGUUGUAGAUAAGAAAGAUAACGAAGUUCAAGCUGCAUUUGCAAAGAUUACUAUGCUUUGUGAUGCUGCUGAGUUGCCUAAGAUUGUUAAGGAUUGUGCUAAAGAGGCUUACAAAUUAUGUCAUGAUGAAAAACCAUUGAAAGGGAAGUCUUCCGAAAGUAUUAUGGCUGCAUCAAUCUUACUAGGUUGUAGACGUGCUGAGGUCGCAAGAACCUUUAAAGAGAUUCAAUCUAUCAUUCACGUCAAGACUAAAGAAUUCGGUAAGACUCUUAAUAUCAUGAAAGGUAUCCUUAGAGAAAAGAGUUCCGAUGGGUUUAUCAAGAUCAAUACUGAUAAUAUGAGUGGUGCUCAAAAUUUGACAUAUAUUCCAAGAUUUUGUUCCCAUUUGGGUCUACCUAUGCAAGUCACUACUGCUUCGGAAUACACUGCAAAGAAAUGUAAAGAAAUUGAAGAAAUUGCAGGUAAAUCGCCUAUUACUAUUGCUGUGGUUUCAAUAUAUAUGAAUAUCUUACUAUUUAAGAUUCCCGUAUCAGCAGCAAAAGUAGCGCAGAUUUUACAAGUGACUGAAGGUACUAUCAAAUCUGGUUACAAAAUAUUAUUUGAACACAGAGAUAUCGCUGUCGAUCCGCAAUUGAUUGCUGAUGGAACUGUGGCAAUGGACAAUUUACCAAGAGUAGAAAAGGACAGAGGAUCAAAGACUGAGAAGAAAAAAUAG
Maudiozyma barnettii is the source of this 1041-nucleotide messenger RNA. RefSeq names its product transcription factor TFIIB (gene SUA7). Gene Ontology annotation, molecular function: RNA polymerase II general transcription initiation factor activity; TBP-class protein binding. Gene Ontology annotation, cellular component: nucleus; transcription preinitiation complex. Lineage: Eukaryota; Fungi; Ascomycota; Saccharomycetes; Saccharomycetales; Saccharomycetaceae. Gene Ontology annotation, biological process: transcription preinitiation complex assembly; transcription initiation at RNA polymerase II promoter. The transcript has a single exon. The record is from RefSeq and is a predicted model, not a curated record. The coding region runs from base 1 to 1041 and encodes 346 amino acids.